CAGCUACUGGCACAAGGUCCUCUGCAUUUCCCACUGGGCCUAUAUUUAAAUGCUGUUGUUCAUGGUUCUCUUCUCCUUUCCUUCAGGCCGAGCGUUUCGAAUUUGAACUGCAGGAGGGGGAGGACGAGGAGCGUGAGCUUACCCUUCAAUCCGAUGCCGAGGUCGAGGGGGUCAGAUGCGUCUCAGCGACAGUCGCCGCGGGUGCCGCUCCACCUCAAGAGCACCGCCUGCUCCGAGGCCAACGCCGUGCGGCGUCCCACCGCCGCCGACCGCAGCCCCAAGGUGUCCCCUCGGGGUGUCCUGCAGGAGAGGAGAAGGGGCACGAAGGUGGUUGACCUGGAAAUCAAGCUGAGUAAGGUCCAGGACGAGCUCAAGAAGCUGCGGAAGCGACUGGAGUCGGCGGAGGCCGACAAACAAGGAGUGGAGCAAGCUCUCGCCAAGGCCAAGAAGCGGGUCCCGGCAGCCAUCGCGGCUCCGAAAGAAAUAUGCGAAGAAGACGACUGUCCUCCUUUAGACGCUGAAAGAAAGUUCGAAGGAGAAACCGUCACUUCGCCGGCGACGAUGGACGUCUUCGAAGUCGUAGUCCCGGGUGAUCUUUUACAGGAGCAUAGCGAGCAUGAGGCUGAUGGCGAGGAAAAGGAAGGAGACAAUGCGGAGGAAACGACGACGAUGAUCGCGAAGGAAGCCGUAAAAGAAGACGAAAGGGAUAAAGAGGAAGAGAAGAGAGAUGCGUUGGUGGAAGAUCUCGGGGCCAAACUGCUCGAGAAGGAGAAGGAAGUGGAGAUUCUGCUCGAAGAGAACACGAUCUUCAAGACGCAAGCCGACGAAGAGACGAAGAGGAUCGCCGGGGCAGCAGAAGCGAAAGAGGCGGAGUUGCUGGCGAAGCUGAGGUCGGUGGAGGAAGAGAUGGAAGAGAGCAAGGCGAGGGCGGGGCGGCUGGCGGAGCAGCUGGAGGCGACGGAGAGAGCGAAGGCUGCACUGGAGGAGGAGAUGAAGCGGCUGAGGGUGCAGACGCAGCAGUGGAGGAAGGCUGCGGAGGCGGCCGCGGCGGCGGUGCUGGCGGACGAUCAGGACGAGGUGGACAAGCACAUCGCGGCCUGGGGAUCGCCGCUGGCAAUGGAGGAAGAGGGCGACUGGAGAAGGAAGAAGGGGCCCGCAAUUCGAAUGUUUGGGGAAUUCUGGAAAAAGAAGGGGCAGCGCAAGUGAAGCAGAGUUGGCUUCGCUUUCGCUGGUUCCUUGUAAUCACUCACUCUUUCGUAAAUCGCUGUGCUGCUAGAGACGACCAAUAUCGAUCGAUUCAAAAGUUUAAA
This is a messenger RNA of Zingiber officinale, 1310 nucleotides long. RefSeq names its product interactor of constitutive active ROPs 4-like. The transcript has 3 exons. NCBI's taxonomy places the organism in Eukaryota, Viridiplantae, Streptophyta, Magnoliopsida, Zingiberales, Zingiberaceae. The record is from RefSeq and is a predicted model, not a curated record. The coding region runs from base 154 to 1206 and encodes 350 amino acids.